AUGCUGAAAGGAAAGUUUGAUCGCUUUGGCCUGGGUUACAAACCAGAUAUGAAACAAAAGAGGAAAGAUGCAGAAAAAAGACAGGACAGAAGAAUGGCACGUUUGAGCGAAGAGGAAGUCAAGUGGAAGCCUUUGACCUUUCCCCACAUAUAUAGAUCCUUUGUGUCGGGUGGGUUUAUUUACCCUGAGCAAGGGGAGGUCAAGUAUUCAGAAUGGGUAGCAAACAUCGUCCCUGUUCCCAAAAAGGAUGGAAAGAAACAUAAUCCAGGAGAAUGGGACGAGGAAUGUCAGAAAGCUUUUGACAAGAUAAAGCAAUACUUGGCUAAUGCUCCAAUACUAUCACCACCUAGUCCAGAUAGGCCAUUGAUAUUGUAUCUAACGGUGUUUGACAAUUCCAUGGGAUGUGUCUUGGGCCAACAUGACGAAACAGGAAAGAAAGAAAGAUACAUGAUGGAAUCAACUGCUUUAAAUGGGAGAAUAGCUAGAUGGCAAAUUCUGCUCUCUGAAUUUGACAUAGUAUAUGUAAGUCAGAAGGCUAUAAAAGGAAGUGCAAUAGCUGAUUUUCUAACCAGCAGAGCCUUGGAAGACUAUGAGCCUUUGAACUUCGAUUUUCCAAAUGAGGACUUAAUGUAUGUGGCAAACACUGAAGAAAACCCUCGAAUAGACCACAUCUGGAAGUUAAAUUUCGAUGGAGCUUCAAAUGCUAUAGGUAAUGAAAUUGGGGCAGUCUUGGUAUUCCCAAGUAGAGAUCAUUAUCCUGUCGCUAGCAAGUUGGACUUCGAUUGCACAAAUAAUAUGGCAGAAUAUGAAGCAUGUAUUAUGGGUAUUUCUUCUACCAUUGAACGUAAAAUUAAAGUGCUAAAAGUGUAUGGAGAUUCCGCAUUGGUGAUAUACCAACUCAAAGGAGAAUGGGAAACCAGAGACCCUAAGUUGAUCAGUUAUAAAGAACUGGUUCUUGAAUUGAUUGACGAGAUUGAUGACAUCACUUUCUGUUAUCUCCCACGAGAUGAAAACUAG
Gossypium raimondii (Peruvian cotton) is the source of this 1017-nucleotide messenger RNA. RefSeq lists its product as uncharacterized. Gene Ontology annotation, molecular function: RNA-DNA hybrid ribonuclease activity; nucleic acid binding. NCBI's taxonomy places the organism in Eukaryota, Viridiplantae, Streptophyta, Magnoliopsida, Malvales, Malvaceae. The coding region runs from base 1 to 1017 and encodes 338 amino acids. The record is from RefSeq and is a predicted model, not a curated record. The transcript is spliced from 4 exons.